This is a messenger RNA of Nymphalis io (European peacock), 9980 nucleotides long. Its product is annotated as neurofibromin. Lineage: Eukaryota; Metazoa; Arthropoda; Insecta; Lepidoptera; Nymphalidae. Gene Ontology annotation, biological process: regulation of GTPase activity. Bases 74 to 8419 code for a protein of 2781 amino acids. The transcript is spliced from 66 exons. The record is from RefSeq and is a predicted model, not a curated record.
AGCACAAAAAUGGAUCGCACAAGCUACUAGCUUAUUAAUUAUUUUCAUUGAAAAUACAUUUAAAACAAACAAAAUGGGAACGCAGAAACCUGGAGAAUGGGCUAAUUCGCUCAUUGCCCGAUUCGAAGAACAACUACCAUACAAAACGGGGGCUCAGAACCUCCAUUCUCGUAUAAAUGAAGAACAGUGCAAAGCAUGUUUAGUUCAGAUAAGUCGGCAUCGCUUCUCUUUGGUGAUUGCUGGCUUAACAAAAAUAUUGCAGAGAGUCAAUGAAUUGCAUCAACCAACGACCACUACAUGCGUCAACCGGCCUCAAACGGAGCUGGAGAAGGGUUACCAUGAUAGUUUAGUAAUAGUCUUAGAUACACUAGAGAUAUGCCUCAGCUCUCAGCCCAAGGACACGGCGAAGUACGAGGAAGCGAUGAACGUUAAGAUCUUAUUGCGAGAAGUUUGCCAAUUUAUUGAUCUCCGAAACGAGAGCAAUGUCAACAGCACCCUCCUCAGGCAAUUAGCGAGUAAAGUACUAUUCGCUCUCAGUCUCAAUUUUUUCAAUGCAGUUUUCAAUAAGAUAAGCGCACGAUUACAGGAAUUAGCAUCUAGCUCAGAAGAAAAUCCCGAUUACACUGAUAUAGAGCUGAUACAGCACGUCAAUGUUGACAUAUUGAGGCUUAUACGACUUUUGACAGAAUCUAUUCAAAAGUUUAAAUUGUUAAGAAAAUCAGCGCAUAUAGUACUCGUUGUGUCGCUGGAGAAAGCUGUCUGGAAUUGGAUGGACACAUACCCGCAGGAAUUCGCAGAAGUCCAAUGCCGGCCUAAUGAUGAAUUAAGUAAAUGCUGCGACACACUCUUCGACAUCCUACAAGAUAGUUUCUCGGACAACAAGAAGUCGAGGGUGGCGAUGUGGCCGCUGCAGAUUAUGUUAUUGAUUUUGAAUCCUAAAGUUCUGGAAGAAAUAGUGAACGCUGACAGCGGGGCGCCGUGCAGUCCGCGACACACGAAGAAGAAGCACUUCGUAGACACUGUUAAGCGCGGACUUAGCCCCCAAAACAAUUCGAAGCAGAUGACAGAAGCAGCAAUAGUGACGUGCGUUAAGCUCUGCAAGGCCUCGACUUACCUGAACAUAGCUGACUCCGGCAACGUUACCUUCGUGCUCGUCAAAUCCGUCAUUAAUGACCUUAAGUCGCUGCUGUUCAACCCCAACAAGCCGUACGCUCGCGGCGCGCCGUGCCCCGGGUACUCGGAGCUGGACCUGCUGACGGACUGCUUCGUGUCGCUGUUCCGCAUCACGCCGCACUCCAACGACACGCUCAAGGUGUGCCUGAACCUCGUCACCAACAUCUCCUACCACUACGUCAUCGUCGACUCGCUACUCAGGAUAAUUAAACAGCCUCGAUUGCCGUGGUGGCCGCAAAUUGAGCUGCUCUACCCGAGAGCUGCGGAACUACGUGCAAUGUUUACGGACACGUUGAAUAAAGCAUCGCAGGGCUAUAUAGUCCAAACGCCAUUAAGAAUGAUAUCAUUAUCACUAAAGUCUAAGGAAGUUCAAUCGAAAUUCAACAAGUCAGAAGAGAUGUCAGCGUAUAGGAACCUGCUCCUACUGCUGGUGAAACUAGUUCACGCUGAUCCCAUGCUCAUGUUGAGUAAUCCCGGCCGUACGGGGAUAGAGAUCCAAUCGUCUACUACGGAACUGAUCAACGGGCUCGUAUCACUUGUUCAUCACACCGGGAUGGAGGAGAUAUCCCAGGAGGCGAUGGACGCGCUGCUCGCCCUACACAGGCCGGAUAGGGUGCACAUGUGGAACCCUGAAGCGCCGCUCAACACUUUCUGGGAUAUCAGCUCGCAAGUUCUGUACAACAUAAGUCAGAAGCUGAUCCAGCGACAGAUCGGGAACUAUCGCGAAGUGCUGCGUUGGCUGCGCGACGUGCUGACAUGCCGGAACGAGUUCCUCGCCAAGCACAAGGAGUACGCCAACGUCGGCUCACAGAUACCGAUAUGCAAACAGGCGCAUAUUAAGUUGGAGGUGGUGUUCUUCAUGUGCCUGUGGUCCAUCGACACGGAGGCGGUGCUGGUGGCCAUGUCGUGCUUCGCGCUGCUGUGCCAGGAGGCCGACACGCGCUGCGGCUCGGACGACGUGUCGGCGCACACGCUGCUGCCCAACUACGCCGUGUUCCAGGAGAUCGCGCACACCUCCACCGUGCUCACCACCGGUUCAGCAGCUCUUCAAAAACGUAUAAUGGCAUUGCUGAGGAAGAUAGAACAUUGCGUGAACGGUGUUCAGCCUGUCUGGGAGGAGACGUUUAGACGUUGGUACUCGCUGUGCAAGCUGCUGCAGAAGUACCCGAAGGGCGUGGCGGGCGACGAGCCGCCCGAGCCGCCGCACCGCGCCGCCGCCAAGCGCCGCGUGGCGCCGCACAGCGACCACGACGGGGAGAUGCAAAUCCAGGAAUGGGCGAACAUGACCUCGUUCCUGUGCGCUCUCGGUGGAGUUUGUCUUCAACGUAAGCCGGCCCCCGUGUGGUCUCAAUUGCACACUCACGAUACCAGAAAGUAUAAUGUUUUACCAAAAACGUCCAAAGAAGUCCAGUACUGUCCGGUCACCCAAUUCAUUGGCCAGCUAUUAAGAUUACUACUCUGCAGUAACGAACGCUUCGGCGCCCAAAUACAGAGUCACGUCAAGGAAUUGGUCGGCAACGAAAUGUCUCCGGCACUGUACCCGAUACUAUUCGAUCAAAUAAAAGUAAUAGUCGACAAGUUCUUCGAUCAGCAACAACAGGUGAUGCUAACAGAUAUAAACACGCAAUUCGUCGAACAUACGAUAUUCAUAAUGAAAAGUAUAUUGGAUAAUAAGAAGAACGACCAGCCCUGUGAACAUCUUAGCACUACAUCCAUCGAAGGAUUGAUGUUAGCCAUUGUUAGAUACGUCCGUCACCUAGACAUGACGGUGCUGUCCGUACAUAUCAAGACGAAGCUCUGCCAAGUCGUUGACGCAAUGAUGAGGCGGAGAGAUGACCUAGCUUUCAGACAGGAGAUGAAGUUCCGCAAUAAAAUGGUGGAGUACGUCACAGACUGGGUCCUCGGGACCUCCCAUCAAAUCGCACCGCCCCUGAGGGCGGACGCUUCCUCCAUUACCAGGGAGCUGGACCAGGCCUGCAUGGAGGCCGUGGCGGCGCUGCUUAAAGGUCUGCCGCUGCAGCCCGAGGAGUCCGACCGUGGAGACCUCAUGGAGGCCAAGAGCCAGCUUUUCUUAAAGUAUUUCACUCUAUUCAUGAACUUACUGAACGAUUGCAACGAGGUCGAGCUGACGGAGGGCCCGGGACGUCUGGCGACCUUGAGGAACGCGACCAUCCAGGCCAUGUCCAACUUACUCUCCGCGAAUAUCGACUCCGGACUCAUGCAUAGUAUUGAUUUGGGCUACCAUCGCGAUUUACAAACGCGAGCUGCAUUCAUGGAAGUUUUGACGAAGAUCCUGCAGCAAGGCACAGAGUUCGACACCCUGGCAGAGACCGUUCUGGCGGACCGCUUCGAGCAGCUCGUUCAGCUCGUCACCAUGAUAUCGGAUAAGGGUGAGCUGCCGAUCGCUAUGGCGCUGGCGAGCGUGGUGGGCUCCGCUCAGAUGGACGAGCUGGCGCGCGUGCUGGUGUCGCUGUUCGACGCCAAGCACCUGCUGGCGCCGCUGCUCUGGAACAUCUUCUACCGGGAGGUCGAGGUCUGUGCGGUCUCGGACUGCAUGCAAACGUUAUUCAGGGGGAAUUCGCUGGGCAGCAAAAUUAUGGCCUUCUGUUUCAAAAUAUACGGCUACGGAUACCUCCAGAGCUUACUGGAGCCGCUGAUAACAGCGCUGCUGGAUCAGGCGGAUUGUAACGCUAGUUUGAGCUUCGAAGUCGACCCCGCUAGGUUAGACCCGACCCACGACAUAGAAAUCAACAGGAACAAUCUCCGAAACCUGACACACGAGGUCUUCGAGAGGAUCAUCGGUUCCGCCGAUAAAUUCCCUUCGCAGCUGCGGAGCAUGUGUCAUUGCUUGUACCAGGUCCUAAGCAAGAGAUUCGUCCAGUUUCCGCAGACAAGUGUGGGAGCGGUUGGUACCGUUUUAUUCUUACGGUACAUAAAUCCAGCCAUAGUGUCCCCUCAGGAGAUGGGAAUAGUGAAAAAACCCAUUCCACCUCACAUCAAGAGAGGGCUCAUGCUCAUGUCGAAGAUUCUGCAGAACAUCGCGAACCACAUGGAGUUCUCCAAGGAGCAACAUAUGUUGCCCUUCAACGAUUUCCUGAGGGAACACUUUGAAGCUGGACGCAAGUUCUUCAUAGAGAUAGCAUCGGACUGCGAGACGGUGGACCAGACCUCGCACAACCUAUCCUUCAUCAGCGACGUCAACGUGGUGGCGCUGCAUCGCCUGCUGUGGAACCACCAGGAGAAGAUCGGAGACUACCUGUCCUGCAGCCGUGACCACAACGACGUCGGGCGGCGACCCUUCGACAAGAUGGCAACACUUCUCGCCUAUCUGGGACCACCUGAACAUAAGCCUGUGGAAUCCACUUCAAGUCUUCUGUUCUCGUCGUACGCGCGCUGGUCUUCCAUUGACAUGUCGUCAACGAACUUCGAGGAGUUUAUAGUCAAGCACAAUAUGCACCAGAAAGAAGAAUAUAAGAGCAUAAAGAGUUUAAAUAUCUUCUACCAGGCCGGCACCAGCAAGAUCGGGAACCCGAUCUUCUAUUUCAUUUCUAGGAGAUACAAGAUUAGUGAAACAAAUGCUGACUUGCUCAUAUACCACGUGAUUAUAACCCUGAAGCCGUUCUGCCAGCAACCGUUCGAGUUGAUCGUCGACUUCACACACACGAACUCGGAUAACCGGUUCAGGACGGACUUCCUGCAGAAGUGGUUCAGCGUGCUCCCCGAGGUGGCGUACUCCAACGCGCAAGCUUGCUACAUCUACAACUGCAACAGCUGGGUGCGGGAGUACACCAAGUUCCACGAGUCCAUCCUGGCGCCGCUCAGGGGCAAUAGAAAGCUCAUAUUCAUAGAUAACCACAGUCGCCUCAGCGAUUACGUUGAUCCGGAACAGCAGAAGUUACCAGGAGCGACUUUGGCUUUGGAAGAAGAUCUAAAGGUCUUCAAUAAUGCUUUGAAAUUGUCGCACAAAGACACCAAAGUUGCCAUAAAGGUGGGACCUACGGCUCUUCAAAUAACGUCAGUGGAGAAGACGAAAGUGUUGGGUUUGCCAGUUCUCUUGAACGACGUUUACUACGCUUCGGAGAUUGACGAGGUGUGUCUCGUGGACGACAACCAGUUCUCGCUGUCCAUCAUCAACGAGUCGACCCCUCUGAGCUUCAUCCACAACGACUGUGACAACAUCGUGCAGUCCAUCAUACAUAUCCGGAACAGAUGGGAGCUGAGUCAGCCUGACUCGGUGACGGUCCACCAGAAGAUCCGGCCCAAGGACGUCCCGGGCACGCUGCUGAACAUGGCGCUGCUGAACCUCGGCUCCAGCGACCCCACGCUGCGGACGGCCGCCUACAACCAGCUGUGCGCGCUCACAGCCACCUUCCACCUCAAGAUCGAGGGGCAGCUGCUGGACACUUCGGGACUCUGCAUUCCUUCCAACAACACGAUCUUCAUAAAGUCGGUCAGCGAGAAAUUCGCUCACAACGAACCGCACCUGACCCUCGAGUUCCUGGAGGAAUGUAUACAGGGUUUCCGAGUAUCGACCAUUGAGCUGAAACAUUUGUGCCUAGAAUACAUGACGCCUUGGUUGGCUAACUUAGUCAGAUUUUGCAAGCCGUCCGAUGAGUCACGGCGUCAAAAGCAAGUUGGCCAAAUUUUAGAAAAACUGAUCACUCUAACCAUUGAGGAGACAGAAAUGUACCCCUCGGUGCAGGCUAAGAUCUGGGGCUCCAUCGGCCAGGUGCCCGAACUGAUCGAUAUGGUGCUGGACAGCUUCAUACAGCGAAGCGUCAACUCUGGUCUCGGAUCUCCAAUGGUCGAGAUAAUGGCGGAUACGGCGGUGGCCUUGGCCUCCGCGAAUGUUCAGCUCGUAUCUAAGAAAGUUAUCGGCAGAAUGUGUAGUGUUGUAGAUAACACUUGCCACUCGCCGACGGCGAUGCUGGAACAACAUAUGAUGUGGAAUGAUAUUGCCAUCCUCGCUAGAUACUUGCUGAUGCUGUCCUUCAACAACUGCCUGGACGUGGCGAGCCACCUGCCGUACCUGUUCCACACGGUGACGUUCCUCGUGUGCUCGGGCACCGUGUCCAUGCGCGCCGCCACGCACGGGCUCGUCAUCAACAUCAUACACUCGCUCUGCACCUGCAACUCGCCCAGCUUCUCGGAGGAGACGCGGCGAGUCUUAAUGUUAUCAUUGGACGAGUUCGCUUUGCCGAAAUUCUACCAAAUGUUCGGUAUAUCUAAAGUGAAGUCAGCUGCCGUGACCGCGUUCAGAAGUCCCUACAACAGACACACUGCAGAAUGGUACUCGGAGCAUUCGUACACUUGCUCGGAAUUGAGUUGUGGAGCGCCUUCAGCAUCCGGGGGUCUAGUGGGUGCCCUCACAGGGGCUCAGGCGGGCGGCUCGCAGUCUGACCGCGAACGUCUUCCACUACAGUCGUUGGAGAUCAUCGCAGACGCGUUACUCGAGAUCAUGGAGACGUGUAUGAAGGAUAUACCGAACUGUGACUGGUUGAACACGUGGACAUCUUUAGUGAAGAACUUUGCGUUUUGCUACAACCCGGCGCUUCAGCCGCGUGCGUUGAUCGUGUUCGGAUGUAUCAGUAAGCACGUAACAGAUGACGAUAUGAAGCAACUCCUGCGCAUACUCGUGAAGGCAUUGGAGUCGUUCAACGAUGUGGCGCUGCUGGAGGCCAUCAUCAUGUGCCUGACGAGACUGCAGCCACUGUUACACCCAGAAUCACCAAUCCACAAAGCGCUGUUCUGGGUCGCGUUAUCCGUUCUACAGUUGGACGACCCGACGCUAUACGCGGCCGGUCUCGCCCUGAUGGAACAGAAUUUACACACCCUGGACUCGCAAGGAGCUUUUGAUAAUAAAACAUUGGAGGAUGUGUUGAUGGAAACACGGGAGCCCCUCGAAUGGCACUUCAAGCCGCUCGAUCACGCCGUCGGACUGAGCUUCCGCUCCAACUUCCACUUCGCGCUGGUGGGCCACCUCAUCAAGGGGUUCCGCCACCCGGCGGGCGGCACGGUGUCGCGCGCGUGCCGCGUGCUGUCCGCGCUGCUCGCCCUCGCCGCGCGCCCCGCCCGCGACAAGUUCCAGCUCACCACGCGCACCGUCGCCUACCUCACGGCGCUGGUGUGCGUCAGCGAGGAGGUCCGGUCGCGGUGUCCCGUCGAGCACUCGCUGCCGAAAUGGUUGCCGGAUAAUUGCGACCACUACUGUCCCGCCGUUGAACACCGUCGGUCUUCAAUGCUAAUUCAGCCACAGUCUUCCCACACCUCGUGUCACGGUCGAAGGCAGAAGUCGUGGGACGUGCUGGACCAGACUACGUCUUCAGUACACGGGGGGAAAUCCCCGACCCCUCAGCCGCCGAGCAGCGGCGGUCACAGCCCGCACUUACUUAAUAUUGCACAUCAGGCGUCGGCUAGGAUGCGUUUUAAAACCCAACGCUCGUUUUCCGUGCCUACUUCCAAGGACACCAUAGGAGCACCGAGGGAUAGCGAAGGUCGUGCUCACAGUGUGCAGCACGGUGCGACCGGGGACGCCGCGAGGGACUUGGAAAUUGACAGCGGACUCGACCCGGUAGACGAUGACGGUCGUGGUUCUCCCGGCAGCACGGACGAGACUGAACGCCCUUCGUCCACCAAGUCUGGCGAUAGCGAUUGCCCGGAUGCCGCUACGAAGCAAUCAUCUCAAGACAAAGAGUCUAGCAGUCCGGAAUGCAACUCGCUGCUAGACCCGUCCGUGCUCUGCGACUUCACCACGCAGGCGCUCGUCUUGACCGUUCUCGCCACACUGGUUAAAUAUACCACAGAUGAAGAUGAAAUAAGGAUACUGUACCAGUACCUGGCGGAGGGCUCAGUGGUGUUCCCGAAAGUGUUUCCCGUCAUCCACAGUCUCCUGGAUAUGAAGAUCAACCAUGUUCUAAUGCAUUGCCACGAUCAAGUGAUUCUGAGCGCGGUACAGAGCAUCAUACAGAAUAUGAUAGCGUCGGAGGACGCGAGUCAGCAGCAGCUGCACUACAUGCAGAGUUGCGGCUUCGGAGGCCUCUGGAGGUUCGCGGGGCCCUUCACCAAGAACCAGUGCACGGCGGUGAGCAGCGAGCUGUUCGUGAACUGCCUGGAGGUAAUGGUGGAAACCUGUCUCCCGGGUGACGACUGCGAGCAGCAACCGCCCCCCGACCCCGACCGACUCGAACGACCUGAGCGCCCCGAGCGACUCGACCUGCAAGACCUCGACCAGCGGUUUCCGGGGUAAUCGCCAACCUACAAUAUUCUGUCCAGAUCAAGAGUCGUAGUUUAAUAAUGACGCGUUGGCAAUUGUAGAAAAAACUGCAAACGAAAAUUAAUAAUACCAAACCCAUACCUUAAAAAAAAUGGUGCAAAUAUCCACAAACGUAAAAAAACAAUGAAUCGAGGAAAGGAACAAAGCAUUCUGUGCCCUAUUGCUAAAAGGCCUAAAGUAUAUUUUUGAUUCAAAUGUAAAUAUCAUUUGCUAAAUCGUUUAAAAAUAAUAAAAUUAAUUUGCAACACGGCAUAAAGUUCAUAUUGUUCAUACCAACAGUACUAUACAAAAGGGUUAUGUUAUAUUGAACAAAGAACAUCUAAUCCUCGUUUCUAUUUAUAUAACAAAAGAAAAGGUUAUUGAUAUAGGCCCUUCUAGCACCGGGACACAGCGUUAUAUAUAAUAAUAAUUAAUAUGCUAUUAGUUAAUUACUAAAUUUACGCGCAAAAUGUAUUUAAUACCGAUAUAAUUACAGUAAAUACACAGUAGCACUUCUCUUUUUUUCAAUUUCAAGUUCAACUAGUUCCGUUACAAACUUCAUCGACAUUCCAAAUGAUUUAUUCGCGAAUCCAUAAUGAUUAAAUACGACUUAAUUGAUUAUUUAUAUCUCGACCAAUGACGUCAUAUCCAUGUAAUGUCAAAGCUCUUUAUUUAUCUUUAAUCCUUGUUUUAGUUCUCACACGUAUUUUAGAUUUCGACCAAUGACGUCACGCCGAUUCAAGGUCAAUAGUUGUUUGUUUAUCUGUCACUCUGACGUCAUUGGAAUCGAUUAUCAAUGUUGAUCGAAUCGGCAACAAGCCGAGCCCAUUAUUGUUUCACUUGAAUUUAUAUAUAUAUUAUUGUUUUCAUGCUGGAUGAAGUAAAUUUAUUUUUAUAUAUAUCGGCCGUGUGAACAGGCGUUAAAGUAAGUGUCCUGUGCUCCUGCUUCUGAACUGCUUGAGCUGGUCAUGUUAUAUGAGAUCACGUCGGGGUUCACCAAAGGGGUCACCAAUUAUACCUUUUCCUUACCUUAAACUUCAAUUAAAUUCGACGUCCGAUUAACACCUGGGUCACAGAGCGCCUGAAUAUAAUUACACAUGUGUGCACACGGCACAUAUACAUUUCUAUAAACACAAAAUCUAGACAAGCAUCCAUACAUCGAUAUAUAUUUUGCCCAUAACACUUAGGUGCAGUUAGGUUUUGUUUUCUUUUAAAACGUUGCACAAUGAUGAUUAAAAAAUGCUAUGAUAGUUUUAAAGAACGCGUAGCUGAUAGUAUUCGAAAUGACCCGAACAUAUUUUUGGAACUUUUUUAAACAACAAAGAAAAAAUGGCACUAAACGUAUACCAAACGAAAUGUCUCUAGAUGACCACGUAGUGAAGGGAGGGAAAGAUAUAUGCAACGCUUUUGCUAAAUAUUUCGCAUCGGUAUAAAUAGAAAGCACAAAUUAUGAGGUAGUAAAUAGUUCUUCGACAUUAAUUUUGAACAAUCGAACUCAAUUUCGGAAUUCUUAUGCACCAUUUAAUAAUUGUGAGCUUACUGAAGAUGAAGUUUU